Molecule: messenger RNA, 4034 nt
Organism: Osmia bicornis bicornis
Lineage: Eukaryota; Metazoa; Arthropoda; Insecta; Hymenoptera; Megachilidae
Exons: 7
Coding region: 13-3384 (1123 amino acids)
Source: RefSeq, a predicted model, not a curated record
AGUCACAUCGAGAUGUCCUGCGUGGGGAUGCCCUGCUACGAGGAUGGCUUCCGGUUGGCUGGUCCUGCAUCGGAAUGCUCCCUCAGGAGCAAAGCUCGCAUCGAUGCGCUGUUCGAGGACUCCAGAUCGAUUUAUGGUUCCACUAUGGGAGGGUGGUACGGAGGGGUGUCAACCAUGAAUUCGAACCACCUUGAAGACAUGAGCACAGAGGAGCAGAGGAGAGUGAACAGUGCUGUGCAAGCUCGAAUUGAGGCGAUGUUCGCUUCCGUGGAAGCCGAAAGCGGAACACCUGGGGAAUGUGCCGCUGCAAUUUUACCGGUGAAGUACAUGGGAGCAGCACCAGUGGGUGGCCGCGUGGCCAGCGUUCGAGGUCUUCAAGAGCCUCUUCGUCAACUGCUGGAACGGAUCGAGUACUCGGUGAGAGCGGAGCUCGAGGUUUCCCGACGCGGUUUGACUUUCCGCACAACGGACACUUGCGAGAAAAACAACCCCUUUCGUAGAAUAGCUGUGUGGAGUGCGCUUAGGCUUCGCGCUAAACGAGCCCCGUCUGGUGAUUUGCAUCACGCUUUCUUGCCGUUGGUCGGCGAUCACGAUCAGAGCCAAACAGCUGAAGACAGGCAUGCGGAUCUAUACAGAACAAUGCGUGGUCUGAAGACCAGCUCCGACCAUUAUCCGCCCAUCUUCGCAGUAGUGAUGCGCCGUCCAGGCGCGACCAGACUGCUGGAAUGCCACGCGUUCGCUUGCGAAACCGAAGAAGACGCAGUGGCGGCUGCAGCGACGCUCUACAGGGCUCUCCUCGCGGAUCUGGACGCGAAUCGACGCCGACCGAGGCACGCGAAUGGCGUCGGGUGCGUUAGUCUAGCGUCGGUGGCGUCCAGCGUUCGAGAGCCUAGUCCAUCUAGCAGAAUUAGUGCCAGGACGAACAUCCUGCAGUCGGAAGCGGCUCGAUCAACUCCCACGCAACCAGUAAGACCACCAAGGACCAAGAAGAACUCGGUGUGUAGCUCCGUUACAGAGGAAGAGACUGGGAAACCAGCGGAAUUGUUAAAAGCUCCCAGAAGAAAAAAGAAGAACUCUGACGUCAAGGCAGAGGACAUUCUAGAGGCCAGAGGGAAGAGACGAGAACCCAAUCCCAAGGGUAAAAUGAGUCCAAUGGCACAGAACUUAAAUUCUAUCCCAAAAGAUUUGAACUCGAAGAUAUCUAGGGAAGAAGAACGACAGAACUCGAAGAACAGAAUGCAUAACAGCAUGAAGGAGCUAAGCAUACCGGAAAAGAUUGAGACGGAUCAUUCCAAGAACCAGAUGGACAAGCUCUACGACAUUGAUAUUAAUACUCUCUACGAGAGGGUCUCGAACAGGUACGAAAAGAUUCCCGUCAUGAAGAGGACAGAUAAGAACGACGAUCCAAGGACACAGAGCCCUAUUAAAGAAUCGGAAGACACUAAAGAGACGAUCUACGAAAAGACACACGCCUCGUACGACUUGAAUCCCUCGCAUAAUGAAACGAAGAGGCAAGAGGCUCUCUCUUCAAGACCUGAUGCUGCGAUCUACGACAGAAUCGAGAAACCAGGUUGCAAGAGUGAAGAGAACUCGUUGUACGAGCGUGCUGGUAAACGACAAAGCAGCAAGGAGAGACUCUACGAGGACCACUUCAAAGAUGUAGACAAGAUCUAUACUCUCACCCAAGAAGAGCUUUACACUAGCAACAAGUUGGAUCGGACCAAGAUAAAAAGCUCUCAAGAGAAUAUUUUCUUCGGUAGGUCGAAGGGCAACAACUAUCAGUUGGUUCAAGAGAACUCGGUGUUCGUGGAACGCAGGAAGUCGAGGGACCAAGAGAGAUCGACGUCCGGAAGACGAGUGAGUAGAGUGGUCACCAUGGACAAACCUCUGAAGAAGCAGCUGAGUGACUCUACGUCCAAUUUGAAUCUACCCGAGUAUAGUCAGCCCAGAGUUAGGAAGAGAAGCAGAGCCGGUAGCGAACCACCGGUAAGUCGAUCAGAAGAUGCGAUGAAGAUCCUCCAGGAGAGUAGACUGAAGAGAUCUCAGAGUGAUAUCGACGUGGACAGAGGGGAUCUGAUGACUAGGGUUGAAUUACCCCGCAGAGGAAGCUUCUUAAAUCCUGGGAGUGCCAGGAGACCGAAUAGCCUCAAGGGUGGCACUCCACUGGGAUUCACCGAGUUAUUCGAUGAAUUUAGGAAUCAGGAGGGUUUGACCAGCGUCGACGACAUCCUGGCAGCUAUCAUUGAUCCUGAAGGGAUGUCCUUCAACGACUUGAAACCUCUGUACAAAGAGUUCUUGCUGAAGCUGGCGGCAACGCUGACGCAAGACGAGCUUUAUCAGAGAUCGGCCAGCAUAAUGAGAAGACGUCGAAGACCGCAGCGAAGGCGAUCGAGCCGUCCAUCUUGCCUGCUUGGCAGGGCUAUUAAGAGAUCGGUGUCGAGAUUAAAAGGCGGGCCCACAGAGUUCACUUCCGUGAUCUUCCCAGCGAGAAGGCUGAACGACAGCUUCGGCAGCAGCUCUUCCUGCGACGCGAGGAAUAAUCACAGGAACCGAGUGCUGGCCAACAGAUUGGGGAAAAGGAGGUCUUCCUGGAGGAUGAGCAAGGGUAGGGGUUGCCAUACCACUUCGGAGGACAGUGAUACAUGUAGACGACUAAGUCGAGGUACAGGAGCAGCAGCCAACAGAAGCAGCAGCGGCUAUGUGAGUUGCAGCGAGUGCAGUUAUGAUUCCGAGUCCUGCACCUGCGUCUCAGCGGAUAAGUGUUACUGCUCCCUGUCCAGGAGGAUCCCGGAGCAGCCACGAGUGUCCCCGAACACGGUGGUGUGUUCCUGCGACACGGACAGCUGUUCGGAAAGCAACAAAUGUUACUGUGCGCGACAACCUAUUCGACCAACGAUACUGGAACAGCUAAGACAAAGAGGGAUCGUGCCCUCCGAGAGCACCCUCAGCAGAGCGGGCAGUCCGGAUAGAGUUCGAGCGACUAAAACGAGCAGAAGUCGAACACCAUCUCAAGGUUUGGAUGUACUCAAGAAGCAGUCGUCGUCAAGCUACGGCAGUUCGAAUAACCUCGCCCUGGAUUACGACCUCUUUAAUCCGGGAAGAAAGUCUCAGCAAUCGUCGGACAGUGAGAAGGUGCUGGUCGUUAGUGCCAGAGACACUCAGGGACGUUUGGUAUACGUUGGUGGCACGGAAAGGGAUAAGAAGUGUUUGUCCCAUUGUUCCAGCAGAUCUGGAGCGCAUCACGAAGCACUUUCGAUUAAGAAGAGCGCAGAAAUAGCUGCUAUUUUUGGAGCUGAUUCGAACAGGAUCAGUAGACGAGCUAGUAAUGCAUCUAGUAUCAGGAGUUCCAUCAGUCUGGAGGCUGGUCUAGGAUAUUUACCAUGAUGAUCGAUUUUCCUCUACCUGGAACUUUCUCUGCAUAGGCUGAUAAAAAUAUUUUAGCACUUUUAACAGAACACUAGCUGGCAGUGAGAUGUACAUAUUGUAAGAUACAUCUAAUUACUGAUGGACUUAGAAAUUGUGAUUUAUGCGUGAAAUAAAAUGAGAUACAAAAUUUGGACACUCGGUUACACAUGAUAAUUGACCUUGUAAGAUUAAUUAACGUAAAACGGGAUUGAUAUAGAAUCGAGUGUAUAAUACAUACUGAGUAUACGGGUAUUAAUUGAUAACGGUACUGUUAUCUACAUGCUUCGCAGAAAUGUGUCAGAAGUGUACCAGUCCUUCUGGUAACGGUACCCAUAUUCUCGUUUCUGCGGGACUUGAUCUCAGCAAAAGUGGUUCUGACUCAGCCACGAGCUAAAAUUAACAAUUUACUCGUUUCACCUGAAACACUAUGAAAAAAACAGGAAGUAUUUAUCGCGAUACUUGAGAAAUGUGUGUGCGAAUAUCUUACAAGUACCUGUAUUACCACUUGUAAGCUUUAUUUUAGUACAUAAAGUUUUGACAAUUAUACUAUUAAUUUACAUGCAAAAAUUAAAAAGCUAAUGAUGGCUAAUGUGAUCACUCAUUUUUUUUUAUACAUACGUAUAUACGAU